Saccharomycodes ludwigii is the source of this 2442-nucleotide messenger RNA. RefSeq names its product Rcy1p (gene RCY1). Gene Ontology annotation, biological process: exocytosis; Golgi to plasma membrane transport. Gene Ontology annotation, cellular component: cytoplasm; exocyst. Bases 1 to 2442 code for a protein of 813 amino acids. The transcript has a single exon. The record is from RefSeq and is a predicted model, not a curated record. Lineage: Eukaryota; Fungi; Ascomycota; Saccharomycetes; Saccharomycodales; Saccharomycodaceae.
AUGUCAAAUAUUGAAUUGAUAGAUAUACUAAGAGUGAAAAGAAUCCUAGAAAUAAUAUCAAGUGAUUUAAAUACAAAAGAUUACUUAAAUUUCCAGCUUAUUAAUAAAUUGGUGUACAACACCACUCAAGAGUUUAUUGAACCUGAAAUAUGGCUUAAAAAAUUGCAAUUAAUGGGAUUAAAGUAUACUAUUGAUCCCGAAUUGUUCAAUUUGAAUUUGGAGGAUCAUACUGAUCCCUUGAAUUCGGCAUUUUAUCCGGAUACCGCACUAGAUAGUAUUAUCAAUGGAAAUAGUACAGUUUAUUUCAAUAAAUCGCAAGGCAAACAGAUAUACAUUGCCCUUUUCAAGUGUUAUUCUCCAUAUAUCGAUAAAUUAUACAAUAAUGAUAUAAAUAGCAGCAUUUUCCCAUCUGAAUAUUCUCAAGAUCCAUUGAAACAAGCCAAGAUAUUAAACGGUAUAAAUUUGUUUAACGAAUCGAACUCAUUAUCGGACUAUUCGUAUUAUAUGAAAAUUAAGGAAAAAUGGAGUAUAUUUCGAGAAAUUUUUAUUAAUUCAGUUUUAAGGGAACUGGAUUCGGAUUUUGGCAACAAAUCUAUUUUUAUCGAGGUCUUAUUGGAAUUGAAGGAAGAAAACUUAUGUAUUGAAUAUUUUAAAUCUUUGGGUGACAUAACUUCAGAAGUACUGAAAAAGGGAAACUAUCUUGAAACAUUGUUUACAGAAACUGUUACUAACACAGAUUCUAAAGAUAGUUGCAGGCUUGACCAAUCAAAAUUAGAUCAGUUUUUUAAAGAUUUAACUAAUUUUUUUAAUAAUAGAAUCAAACAAUGUGAUGAUCUUUUUCAUGAUAAAUACCCUAUUAUAGUAAACUAUUCAGAAGCUGUUAUACGUGAUAAUCUAACUGUGUUUACCUCGGAGCUAUUUGCUUCUGAUAACAAUGAUAGACUUAAAUACUUUCCCAAAUUCUACACCUAUCUUAUCAAAGAUUGUAUAGUGAAAAUUAAUAAAACGCAAAAUGGUGGUGAAGAAUAUCCUAAUAUUUUAAAAUCCUUUAUACACUUAUAUUUUGAACCCAUUGUAUCCAAAUAUUCAGAGUAUCAGGUGGAAGCGUUCCGAGCAGACAUUACUCAAAGAUUGGAUGAAUUUCAAUCAAACGUUAAAAACCGGGAAAAGGAGCAAAACGAAGAAUUGUAUAAUAACAUUAAGAAUAAGCAUGAUGAGAAGACGAAAAAAAGCCAGCAGGAUAUAACUGAAAGUAAAAAUAACUUUUUGACAUCUUUUACUCAAAUUUUAAACAUAGGCCACAAUAAUAAUAGUAAAAGAGAGGAGGAGCAAAUCAAAAUGGAAUUUGAUCUAACUAAGAUGACUAACACUUUACAAAAUAUUAAAUUAUUAGUUAGUUUGGAUUUAUGCAUGAACGUUCUUUCUUUAGCAAAAGAUGAUAUUGAUAACAUCUGUACUUUUUUAGGGUUUGAAAACAUUAAACUGGAGCUAAAAGUUCAUUGUCAAGCAAUUUUUAAAAUAAUGAUUGAUGAGAUCAAUGAAAAGCACAUCAAGCCCGCAUAUAUUCGAGCACUAAAUUUAUUAAAUGAAUAUGAUCCAGAUGACACAAUAGAAAAGCAAGAACCUGUGAGUGUGAGGGGGCAGCAACUGACUGUUGUGGAACCGUUGGUAAAAUUCACCGAAUUAAUGAAUAUUGGAGAUAUUAUUUUACAGAUGAUUUCUAUUUUUUACAAAAAUGAAUUGGUUCGAAAAAAAAUAAUAGAUAAAAAUAAAGAUUUUUUAAACGAUGUUGUUUACAAAAAAAAGUCGUUUGAAACAUUAGUGGAUGACUUUGUCGCUGAUGGUUUAAACACAGGUAUUAACAAGCUCAUCAGUGAAAUUGAGUUUGCGUUUAAUACUUUACAAAUGGCAGAUGAUUUUAAUCCUCCCAAAACUAGUUUUGCAACAACACCGACUUCGACGAGAGAUCUGAAACCUACAAAGUGUGCGAUUACAGUUGUAGAAAUGCUAUUUCAUCAUUGUUUUCUUUUAAAUGGGGUUACUGAUAAGGGUACCACAGACGUUUAUCAGCAAGAGAUUGGAGAAAGAUUUUUUCAACAAGUGGUUAAAAAUAUAAAAAAAAAUUUAAUUUCUGUAGAUGGUGCCGUAUAUUUGAUUUGUGAUUUAAACUAUUAUUAUGAUUUUAUUUGUUACAAAUUAAAACAGAAGCAAAUUGUGAAAUUGUUUACUGGAUUGAAAUCUGUAGGGCAAUUAUUUUUAAUUGAUGGUAAAGAUUCUAAGGAGUUAGGUAGAAUGAUUUGUGAUGUGGGGAAGUUUAAUGGUAUAUUUUCACAGGAGGAAGUAUAUGAACUUAUUCAAAGGAGGGCUGAUUGGUAUAGAGUUAAGAAAAAUGUGGAAAGAAUAAUGUAUGGAUUAGGAUUUGGUGAAUGUAUAAUAAGCUAA